AUGGGUCACUGCCGCUUGGCUAUCAACGACCUGACUCCUGACGGCAAUCAACCUAUCCAUAGUGAUGAUAAUGCCAUUCACGCAGUGGUCAAUGGCGAGAUCUAUGAUCAUGAUCGCAUCCGAGAAGAGUGCAGAGAAAAGGGGUUCGUGUUCAAGGGACGCAGCGACAGUGAAGUCAUUCUUGCAUUGUACAAGGCUUUUGGCGCACCUCGGUUUCUGGAUCAUCUCCGAGGAGAAUUCGCUUUCGUCCUUUAUGACGAGACAGCGGGAAAGGUUAUCUUGGCGAGAGAUCGAUUUGGUAUCAAGCCACUGCUGUGGACAAUCAUCCGGCAGACUAAUGGGGUUAUCAGACUUAUGGUCGCUCCAGAAGCAAAAGCUUUCCUACCUUUGGGGUGGAAGCCGCAGUGGGAUGUCGGCGCGAUUGUGGACGGCGGAUGGAUGCAAGACGGAAGGUCAUUAUUCAAGGGAGUCAAGAAAGUUCUCCCGGGGCACUGGAUGGAGAUAUCCAAAGACGGCAUGAUGCAAACCGAGGGAGAGACCAGGAGCGUCGAUGAGAUGGUUCAGGGUCUGCGGGACAAAUUAACAGAAUCAAUUCGUCUUCGUCUAAGAGCAGAUGUCCCGAUUGGCAUUUACCUCUCUGGUGGUAUCGACUCGUCUUUGGUUGCCGGAAUAGUAACCCACUUGGUACGAGAUGAAGGCAUCCAGAUUGGCAAUGAAGACGCGACGAGCCGCAUCAGCUGUUUCACGAUUCAGUUCCCCAAGGAAUCUGGAUUCGAUGAAAGUGAUAUUGCCGAGCGAACAGCAGAACAUCUUGGCAUCCAGAUCUCAAAGAAGCAGAUUGACGAGAAUGAGUUGGCCAAUAGCUUUGCUGACUGCGCUUAUCACUGCGAGCAUCACCACUUCGAUCUCAACUGCGUUGGCAAGUUUGCGCUCUCGACUUUACCGAAUGCAAAUGGUGUUAAAGUUGUGUUAACCGGAGAGGGUGCCGACGAACAUUUUGCCGGCUACGCAUUCUUCCCUCCAGAUCUACUUCGUGAACCCGACCUUUCCAUGCCGGACUCGCCGUUAGUAGGCGACUCGCAGCUCAGAGAACAUAUGCAAAGAUCCACUGAGCGGGAUAUCAAGAUGCUCAUUCCCCGUGCCGGCGCUUUUGAGCACGGUUGGGAGGCAACGCCGGGUAUUCAAAAGGUCAAUAACACCAUUCUUCCCCCAUGUAUCCUGACAUGGCAACCCAACCUUGACUUGUUCGCGCCAUGGGUACGGGAGGACAAGCGAUGGGCCAACUUCGACUGCAAGGAAGUCAUAGUGAAGUCCUUCAAGCCGUCGACACUGCAAAAGAUGCAGAGAAAGUGGCAUCCACUCCACACAGCCCAGUACAUAUACAGCAAGGGCCCUCUACCGAAUAUUCUACUAAGUUGUCUCGGUGACUUGACCGAGAUGUCUCAUAGUGUGGAGGCUAGAACUCCAUUCCUCGACCACAAGCUAACAGAAUACGUCAACAACUUACCUCCCAGUCUUAAGAUGGCCUACACACCCGACAAGAUACCCCCUGAGCGACAUCAAGGUCCUUGGUGGGAAGGUAUUGGCGUCGCGUCACAAGCCUUGACCGAGAAGUGGAUCCUUCGAGAGGCAGCUAAACCAUUCAUUCUCAAAGAGUUGUAUGAGCGGCAGAAGCACCCAUUCACAGCCCCUAUCAAGUGGUCUAGGGGUGGACCGCUUCACGACAUGCUUCAGAAUACUCUGACCAAAGAAAGAGUAGAGAAUCUUGGAUUCGUUGAUUAUAAUAUCGUAGAGGAUGCGCUUGAUCGUGGCUUUGGUGAGAAGGCAGAUGUCAAAGCCUUCAGGAUACUGCUUUUUGUGGCUGCUUGGGUGACGCUAGGUGAGCGUUUGGGAAUCCCAAAAGCUUCCCUGCAAGAUUAG
Colletotrichum fioriniae is the source of this 1920-nucleotide messenger RNA. NCBI's taxonomy places the organism in Eukaryota, Fungi, Ascomycota, Sordariomycetes, Glomerellales, Glomerellaceae. The record is from RefSeq and is a predicted model, not a curated record.